AUGGAGCUGACGCAGGAGCUCGUGAAGAAGAAGGUCGAGCUGCUCGAGCAGCAGAAGGCCAAGGCCGCCAAGCUCAAUGAGCUCCUUGACGCUCCUGGGGGGUUCAAUGAAGUGUCUCGCAAAACGUGCAAGAACCUGGAAGCUGCUAUCACUGCGUCCAAGCGGCCCGGAUACUUUGCGUAUUACGAGCAGCCCGAAAACGUGAAAAACGUCCUGCGCACGGGCGGGAUGCAACGACUGCAGGAGCAAAUCGUCCACCUGCAGAAGCAGAUCGACCAGCUCACUGAAAAGAUAGAGAAGAGCGCUGAAGGACACGAGGUUGGUCACACCGGCAUCACGAUCACAAGCCUCAAGCAUUGGCUUGCCACGUACGGCACGCCCAAGCCGCAGUCUACCUCCGACCUGUUCACCGUCUUCACACCGGACAAGAAGGUCUACGGUGGCACUGCUCACUACUCGGCCUUCCGUACCCAGGCCAGCACAAUGAAGAAGGGCCGGCUGACCAAAUGA
Phytophthora sojae is the source of this 510-nucleotide messenger RNA. RefSeq lists its product as hypothetical. Lineage: Eukaryota; Oomycota; Peronosporomycetes; Peronosporales; Peronosporaceae. The record is from RefSeq and is a predicted model, not a curated record. The transcript is spliced from 2 exons. The coding region runs from base 1 to 510 and encodes 169 amino acids.